This is a messenger RNA of Podarcis raffonei (Aeolian wall lizard), 1602 nucleotides long. Its product is annotated as serine protease 27-like. Gene Ontology annotation, biological process: proteolysis. NCBI's taxonomy places the organism in Eukaryota, Metazoa, Chordata, Lepidosauria, Squamata, Lacertidae. Gene Ontology annotation, molecular function: serine-type endopeptidase activity. Bases 1 to 930 code for a protein of 309 amino acids. The transcript has 6 exons. The record is from RefSeq and is a predicted model, not a curated record.
AUGCCAAUUGUUACUUCCGCACUGACUGUGUGGCUUCUGCAGCUGACCAUGCUACAAGGUGCUACAAGCUCAAAAGCAGAGAGUGGGCAGCCGAUAAACGCUCCAAAAAUAGUUGGGGGCCAACCAGCCUCUGGUGGCUCAUGGCCUUGGCAAGUCAGCAUUUCGCUGUUUUCUUAUCCUAUUUGUGGAGGCUCCCUCAUAGCUGAGCAGUGGGUCCUGACAGCAGCUCACUGCUUCUUCUAUGGACUGGGGCCCACGUUCCGAUACAAUGUCCUCCUAGGUGCCCAUCAGCUCUCAAACCUCUCUGAUAAUGCUGUAGCAUCUGCUGCAGAACAGAUUAUCCUCCAUCCUGACUACAAUGGCAGCGUUGACCACACAGCAGAUAUUGCUUUAAUCAAGCUGAAGUCGCCUGUGAGCUUCACUGACUACAUCCUCCCCAUCCGCCUGCCAGAGUCCUCUACACGCUUCUCUUCAGAAGAAUACUGCUGGGUAACUGGAUGGGGAGAUAUUCAAACUGGAGUGUCUUUACCUGCCCCACAAACUCUCCAGCAAGUGAAGGUGCCGCUCAUAAGCCGAGAAGUCUGCAAUGCUCUCUUAAACAGUGUCUCAGAGAAGGGCUUAAGAAAGGAUCCUGUCAAGCAGGAUAUGAUCUGUGCUGGUUACCCAGAAGGUGGGAAAGAUUCCUGCCAGGGUGACUCCGGGGGACCCUUAGUUUGCCAGCUCAAAGAAGGUUGGAUGCAGGCUGGGAUUGUGAGCUGGGGAAGGGGCUGUGGCCAACCCUCCCACCCAGGUGUCUACAUUUCAGUACCUUUCUAUGCCAAUUGGAUCCAAGAGAGAAUACAGGGUAGAAAUGGGGGUGGUGGGGAAAUUGGUGGGCUACCCAAUGUUGUGACAUUCACCUCGGUGGCGUUUGUACUGGCCCAUUUGUGAGAAACCAGUCUGCUGGCUUCCAGUCUGCCCACCAAUUGUAUGGAAUAGCUUUUCUUUCUUUUUUUAGUUUUAGUUUUUAUUUAUACUUUGCAAAUGUAUACAUUUCAUUAGUUUUACAAUCAAUUUAACAUUCUCCAUUUGAGCUCGUUUUCUCCUCUAAAUAUAUAAUUUUCAAACAAAAUCAAGAGCAGAUGAAUGGAUAUGUUCACAGCUGCUAUAUUCACAACUAAAUAUGAUUACAUUAGAGUAUACAUUUGAGUUUUAUUAUUAACAGCAUGCAGGAUAAUCUUUGACUUCCUUCCCCCUUCUUCCGCGGUUCCUUAAAUUUAUUUUUUAAUAUCUUCUGCAUAUCCAAAUUCAUUUAACUUGUUCAUUUCAUUAUCGACUGCAAAUAUAUACUCUUAUAUAACUGCAGGUUAUUACAAUAAUCCUGUUAUUGUUUUUAUCUGUUUACAAUUUAUCUGUAAAUAUUCAAUAAAUCAUUUCCAUUCUUUUAUAAAAAGUUUGUUAUCUUGAUUUCUUAUUCUUCCGGUAAGUUUCACCAUUUCUGCAUAUUCCAAAAGUUUUUGUAUCCAUUCUUCCUUUGUUGGGACUUCUGCUUCUUUACACUUUGGGGCAAGUAGCAUUCUUCUUGCUGUAGCAGCGUAUAUAAAUAAAUUCCUAUACAAUUUA